AUGCUACCGCUAGUACUUCCCGGAUUACCCCUUACUACCUCACGCCAAUACCUCACGCUAGUACGAGCAUCAGCUCUUUAUUCUCAAGCGCCCGUGACCAUGAAACCGCUCGUGGAAAACGCCCCUGCAAGCGCCCGUGACAAACGACAUGUUUCGUGCGCAAGACGCAUUGUGCGGAGCAAGGAGGGGAAUGGGAAAGAGAAGACAUGGUGGAAAAGGGUGGGAGGAGAUUUUGAUGGUAGAGGGAGAGGAGGGAAGGCGGAAAGAGGAAGGGGGGACAAGCUAGCAGUGAUUGAUACGUAA
Molecule: messenger RNA, 303 nt
Organism: Closterium sp. Naga37s-1
Lineage: Eukaryota; Viridiplantae; Streptophyta; Zygnematophyceae; Desmidiales; Closteriaceae
Source: the annotation of a GenBank genome assembly